Molecule: messenger RNA, 2358 nt
Organism: Dothidotthia symphoricarpi CBS 119687
Lineage: Eukaryota; Fungi; Ascomycota; Dothideomycetes; Pleosporales; Dothidotthiaceae
Exons: 3
Coding region: 1-2358 (785 amino acids)
Biological process (GO): positive regulation of transcription by RNA polymerase II
Cellular component (GO): nucleus
Molecular function (GO): DNA-binding transcription factor activity, RNA polymerase II-specific; transcription cis-regulatory region binding; zinc ion binding
Source: RefSeq, a predicted model, not a curated record
AUGGCGGAGAUCGUUACCAUCCCGAUGCCUUUGUUAGCCCAGCCUAAUCCAGAUAACCGCAAAAAGACUGCCUCUCCAUCACAGACAACGACGAAAAACGGAUCAAAAGCACAUCAACACGGAGGUGUACCCAAGAGAAAGCAAUCCAAGAGCCGCAACGGUUGUCUUACAUGCAAGGCGAAACGUCUAAAAUGCGAUGAGACGAAACCUACUUGUCAGCAGUGCGCUAAAAGGGGCGUGACAUGUGGGGGAUAUAAGAAAGACUUCAAAUGGCGGCCAUUUGAGGAGACCAACUUCACAGGGAAACCGCCUGGGAAGCUAAGAAAAGGCUCUAUCCAACCAUCUCCGACGUCUGCGCCUCUUGACGGGAACAACUCCAUGGACCAACACGGUACACUCCAUGCGUUCACCAAUCCAGGACCGGGUGCGUUCUUUCUGCCACCACAAUCGUCUUUGUCUACGAUGCGUGGACCACCUCUUAUUACGACUUUUCCACAGACAUCCUACCCGCUCGCCGAGAACAUGUACGAUAUGCCGCAGUCGUCACCCUACACGAUCACUCCUCAGUCGAUAUCGCCUGUCGAUUCCUAUGCGUCAGGCUCCACAGAAUGCCCAGUGAGCUUAUUCGGGUCUGAGAGUGUAAUGACAAUGCAGACAAAGACUACUGCGCUCUCAAGUGUCUCGUCUGGACAGUCACCGCGACUCGUUGACCUGCUGCUACCCGGAACAGACCUCGAUAUCCCACCAGAAGAGUACUCGUCGUUCCGGUCUCAGCAUGAAUCGGUUUAUCAAUCUACUGACUUGACCCCAAUAGUGGAAGAUGCCACAGCAGAUGCAACCCACAAUAUGAACCUCCAGCACGAAACGUGGAUAAUGCGGCUACCCUCGCCUUCGUCAUCAAGUUCAUCAAGUCCUUCUCCGGAUCUUCGAGACUUUCGAAUCUUGAAACAACCACAAUUCUCCUCCGCUGCUCCCGAGACUUUUACACGGCAGUAUGACAGGGACACAUGUGGGGUACUUUCAGUAAAAGACGGUCCCACGGAAAACCCUUGGCGGACCCUUGUUUGGCCUCUCGCGCACGAUUGUCCAGCCCUUUAUCAUGCUAUCGCAUCUAUGACGUCGUUCCACCAUUCCACAGACUCCCCAGCUAUGCGUAUUCAAGGUAUUGACCAUUUCCGGACUGCUGUUCAUGCACUGGCAGAGGGGCUGCAAAAUAUGCGUUUUGACGCUGCCAUCUCAACAACGCUGGUGCUUGCGUUUUCCGAAUCGUGGGACCAGCAUAUCAGCACAGGUAUAAACCAUAUCAAAGGCGCCAAGCUCUUGAUCGAUCAAGCCCUUAUACAACAUCGUCAGGUACCUAAGCAAGGCGAGGAAUGGACUCGUUUCAAGUUUCUGUGCAACACCUGGAUCUAUAUGGAUGUCAUUGCUCGUUUGACUUCUGCGGACGAGGAUGAUUUCAACGACGUUGAUGCUAUCCAUGAGAGUAUACACUCGGGUAGGGAAACAAACUCGAUUGAUCCUCUUAUGGGGUGCGCCAGCACCCUGUUUCCUAUUAUCGGUCGCGUUGCAAGCCUAGUCAAGAAGGUCCGUCGAUCGAAUGGCAACGAUGUCGACAUAAUCACACAAGCAAUGCAGCUGAAAGCGCAACUUGAGAAAUGGACACCUCCAUCUUUCAUCGAAGAUCCAGAAGAUGAGAGCGUGAGUCCGUGUGACUCUAUCAAAACAGCCACCGCCUAUCAAUACGCAACGUUGUUGUAUCUGCACCAAGCUGUUCCGGAAAUUCCAUCAUCAUCAUCGAGCGUACUUGCCAAGAAAGUACUCUCCGAACUAGCCGCCGUCGAGCUCAAAUCUCGCUCGACCAUCGUCCAUAUCUACCCUCUGAUGGCGGCAGGCUGCGAGGCUACAUGUGAAGAAGACCGUAAUUGGGUAAAGACUCGCUGGGCACUCAUGGCUUCCAAAAUGAAGCUCGGCAUUCUAGAUAAGAGUUUGGAAGUCACUGAGGAGGUUUGGGCUCGACGUGACGCUUAUGCAGCGAAGUGUACAGCCGCGGGUGGAUUUCGAAGCGACAACUUCACUCCCGAUGCGUCAUUGAAGCGUGAUUUUGCUUCCCUGAGUAGAGGCUUCUAUGAUGGCGAUUGCGGGCUUGAUGUUAACCCUAAGCGCCGGAUGCUCAACGUACACCCAACGUAUGCCGCCCCAAAUGUGGACUCGAACACAAACUACUCGAAGGAUUACAGAGAGUCACCGAUUGAGGAUGCAGAGUUACUGGAGCCCGAAUUUACAGUAAAUGGCCGUCUACAUUGGCUGGGCGUGAUGAAGGACUGGAAUUGGGAAGGUGAGCUUAAUGUCGCGGUAUAA